GUCUUUCUGGUUUUUCAUUGUGUUCGUUUUUUUUAACGACGGACUUGUAUUGUUUUACGUGAGGUUGGCUAGCGGUAACAUUAGCUACGCUAGUUGACAGGUUAAAGUAACCUCUUGGUUGCUGACGCUGGUUUGUUUUAUUUUGUUUAUCGCGCAGAAUGACACACGGUAGUCUUGCUCGAGAUUUGAAACUAUGGGCGACAAAAGAAUUCAACCUGUGCCCGGAAAGCCUGCCAAGUGACAGCUACUUUAAAACGCUGUGUGUUGGGACAGGGCAGUCUAUAUGGAAGUAUGUCAUCCAGCACGUUUAUCAGCAGAGAAAUGUCAGGAUGAUGCGUGGAAAUCUUCAAUGGUACAACGCACUUCACGAUAAAGAGUUAAAGCAGGCUGAGGGCCAGAGUGAUGCUGCAAAGCAAAAUGAGCUUCAGAGGAAGAUCCAACAGCUGAAAGCUGAUAUCAGUCACCUGGACUCUCAGAUCAGUGGUACUGAGGAACAGCUGGCCUCACAGGAGCAGUCCAUCAGCCGUACAUGGGCCCGAGUGGAGGACAGCCAACGCAGGGAACUGUUCCUGCUGGCCUUCAAACAACGCUGUAUUCACAGCCGCAAGAUGCUGUUUGAUGACACACAAAAGAUAAGCAAACACUGCCAGGCAUUGGACCUAAUGGCCAGAAAGGCAGAGGCCAAAGUGUUGUUUGAUUUUAAAUCUUCCACCAACAAUGACAGUGAUGGUCUUAAUUCCAAAGUUUCAGCAGAGGCACAGGUCCUGCGUGAAGUGAGAUUGCUGUGUGAUGACAGGGUCCACUUCUUUCAGUCUUUACAAGAGAGUGAACUGAAAACUACACAGUCUUCAACAGCACAGCGAGGGCUACACAUGACACGUGAAGAGAGGGCGACAGUGUUCCAGUACUGGUUGAGUAAUGUGGAGAAUCUGCUGAGUGCCUAUCCUCCACACCACGUCCUGUCUGCAGUGCAGUAUUUAGCUUCCACAGAACAGAGGGAACUAGAAGAGAAGCUAACGUUUCUGGAUGUUACACGGGAUGUGACAGCUCUACAUUCAUACUAUGAAAGUGAUCACCUCUUGGACAUGUCCGCAGAUGGUGAAAAUGAGUUGCCACCUAUCGUGGCCCUAUUACAGGCUGCAUGGGAGGAAGUGGAGCAGAGUCUGGUGGAGUUGGCCCAGACUCGGUCCAGGGUCCAGCAGCUUCGGAGUCAGUUGGAGGCUCAAAAAAGGGAGGCUGAGAAGCAAAUAUCUGAUUUUGCAAAUGAUCUCCAUUCUGAUACCUUAGCAGUGUCAACUGUGCAGCUGGAACUCCAGUGUGUGAUGCAGGUGGCAGCCAAGGAUAACAUCAGAGAGUGGUUAGUCCAACUCGAGCAACAUGCCAGCCAACAUGAAGCCCUCAGAAACCUCUACAGCCAGUGGCAGAACAUUCUGGACUUCAGACAGCUUGUGAUUCUUAGGCAGGAUCAGAUCAGUGGUCUAAUUAAAGGGAACUCCACUGCUAAGAAGGACUUGAUUCAUCUUCACAGAGAGUUACAGGACUUUGUUGAGAGCAGGCUGGUACCACAGUUUGACAACAUCUGCAAUGCAGCCAACAAUCUAAGGAACCAUAUUUCACAGGAGGCCAAGCAGUUUGGAACUGUUUCACUUCUUGCAUUGGAUUGUAGAACCAUUGAUGGAUCGCAGAGACUCCCUGCAUCCUGGUUGUCCAUCCAUCGAUUGCAGUCUCCGACAUUUAGCCGCUUGUGUCAGAGCUUGGCAUUCCCACUGUACAGGGCACCAGAGGAAUUGUGUUCUCAAGUGCGCUCCCAACAGCUUGAGUUGCGGUUUUUCCAUCAGUUACUGCAGCUGCACUCUGCCAGUCUACAGACAGUUCAGCAGAAAACUGAAUCUCUGCAUGUAUAUGACCAGAAAGCCUUGCUGCUUAAAGUCCAUGAGGAGGACCAGAAGCUUCUGAAAUCUCUGGUACCAAGAGUCAGAGGUCUCACCCAACGUUGCGCAGAGGGUCUUUCUUAUGGGGACCAAGUCAAAACAACCAUCUCUUACUGGUGGGAUCAACCAGCACAGCAUGUCCUACCUGAAGUCAACAGAGGAGGAUUGACAUUUCAGCAGUGGAUGCAAAGGUGGAAAAUAGCUGCCAAUGGUUCUUAGAGGACAUCGCAAAAUAUUCAGACUCCGUCCUUUAGAAGCACUUAUUAGCACCAACAAAUCUGUGUUUCAUAUGACGAGAAUGAGUCCUCCAUAUCUACAUGGGAGCAGACCCCAUCAUGAGGGUCACCAUGUUUCAGGGCCUUGUAGCUCAAAAGGGACAUACUUUUUCUGCCUUUGGCAUUUUGCAGCAUAAUGCAGACUGACAAGUUUGAGAACCCUUGUUUUUGUGAACAAGAGGAUGAUACAUAAUUUUAGUCCAACCAGAAUGCAAGGGAGGAUUCAUUGCCAUUACAAAAAAAAAA
Thalassophryne amazonica is the source of this 2452-nucleotide messenger RNA. RefSeq names its product HAUS augmin-like complex, subunit 5 (gene haus5). NCBI's taxonomy places the organism in Eukaryota, Metazoa, Chordata, Actinopteri, Batrachoidiformes, Batrachoididae. Gene Ontology annotation, biological process: spindle assembly; centrosome cycle. Gene Ontology annotation, cellular component: HAUS complex; centrosome. The record is from RefSeq and is a predicted model, not a curated record.